AUGGCUUGUCAAUUUGUUAAAGAAGAGUUUCAAAGAAUAAAGAACUUCUUGAAUUUUGAUGAUAAACAAGACUAUGAAGAUGCUCAUAGAGGUUUCAUUGCUGAUAUUCCAGAUGGAAUAAUCAAAUCAGAGGAUGGUUCUAUUGUCUAUAGUAUCAAUGAAACAAACUUUUUAGAAGAUGAAUGUCCAGAAACAGUUAACCCAAGUCUUUGGAGACAAUGUCAGUUAAAUAGGGUUCAUGGUUUAUUUGAAGUUGUUAAAGGAAAAAUAUAUCAAUUCAGAGGAUAUGAUAUUGCUAAUAUGACUUUUAUUAAAGGAGAAAAAGGAUGGAUUGUGAUUGAUACAUUAUGUAGUGUUCCGGGAUGUAAAGCUGGUUUAGAGUUAUUCAGGUCUCAUAUUGACAAUCUACCUAUCACAGCUGUCAUUAUCACUCAUUCACAUGGAGAUCAUUGUGGUGGACUAGAAGCUGUAUUAGAAGAAAAUACUAUUGUCUAUUGGCCAAUGAAUCUUAGAGAAGAAUUUGUAAGUGAGAAAAUGCUUGCAGGAGUUGCUAUGGAUAGGAGAUGUGUUUAUAUGUUUGGGCAGAACUUACCUCAGAGUAAAGAAGGAUUUAUUGGUUGUGGUCUUGGUCAAGCAGGAUGUCAAGGGUCAAAAAGUCAUUUAAACUGUAAAGAAAUUAUUGAAAUUCAUGAAAACAAAACUUAUACAAUUGAUGGAGUUAUUGUUGACUUUAUCUUUACCCCAGGAGCAGAAGCACCAACAGAGAUGAUGAUGUAUUUCCCUCAAUUAAAAGCUCUUUGUACGGCUGAGGAAAUUAAUAGACUAAUGCAUAAUUUAUACACCCCAAGAGGAGCUAAAGUACGUAAUGGUAAAUUAUGGGCUGGGUAUAUAGAUUAUAUAAUUAUGAAAUAUGGAGAUGAUAUAGAAGUAUCAUUUGGAACUCAUAACUGGCCGACAUGGGGAAAUAAAAAAAUAAUUGAAUAUUAUGAGAAACAAAGAGAUAUGUAUAAAUAUCUUCAUGACCAAACAUUAAGAAAUGCUAACUUAGGUUAUACUCCUAAUGAAUUACCAGAACAUGUUAAAUUACCAGAGUCAUUAUCAAAAGUGUUUUAUAAUAGAGAAUAUUAUGGAACUGUUAGUCAUAAUAUUAAAGCACAGUACCAAUUUUAUCUUGGAUGGUAUGAUGGAAAUCCUGCUCAUCUUAAUGAAUUAACACCAACAGAGCAAGGGAAAAAAUAUGUAGAGGUUAUUGGAGGAGAAACAAGAUGUAUUGAAUUAGCUCAACAGGCAUUUGAAAAGGGAGAGUUUCAAUGGGCAAUAACAUUGUUAAAUCAUUUAAUAUUUGCUAACCCAAAAAAUACUAAAGCAAGAGAAUUAGCUGCUAACGUAUAUACUCAAUUAGGAUAUUUACAAGAAAGUGCAGUUUGGAGAAAUGAAUAUUUAACAGCAGCAAUGGAAUUACGUUCAAGUGAAAUGAAGAAUACAAUUUCUAUGCCACCAGGAAAUGACAUCAAACAUAUUAAAGAAAGUAGUCUAAAUGAUAUUUUUGAUGUGUUUAGCGUUAAUGUUGAUCCAAAUAAAAUUGAUGGAUUAAAUGAAGUCAUCAAUAUCGUAUGUAAAGAAUCCAAUGAAGCAAUAAGUGUUGUAGUAAAAAAUAAUGUAAUAAAUGUAAGACAAGUAAUUUCUAAAAAUCCAACAAUAACAGUUAUAUCUACAAAACAAAAUUUAUUAAAUCUUUAUUCAAAAAAAUUAACACAACAAGAAUUUUCCAAAAAUAUAGAAUUUAACGGAAAAUUAGAAGGAUUUUACAAACUUCUUGAAUCAAUUACAAUUCCAUCUCCAAUAUUUGAAAUUAUUGAGCCAUAA
Entamoeba histolytica HM-1:IMSS is the source of this 1866-nucleotide messenger RNA. RefSeq names its product metallo-beta-lactamase superfamily protein. The transcript has a single exon. NCBI's taxonomy places the organism in Eukaryota, Evosea, Mastigamoebida, Endamoebidae. Gene Ontology annotation, molecular function: linear primary-alkylsulfatase activity; protein dimerization activity. The record is from RefSeq and is a predicted model, not a curated record. Gene Ontology annotation, biological process: dodecyl sulfate metabolic process. Bases 1 to 1866 code for a protein of 621 amino acids.